Molecule: messenger RNA, 1025 nt
Organism: Ziziphus jujuba (common jujube)
Lineage: Eukaryota; Viridiplantae; Streptophyta; Magnoliopsida; Rosales; Rhamnaceae
Exons: 2
Coding region: 221-892 (223 amino acids)
Molecular function (GO): hydrolase activity
Source: RefSeq, a predicted model, not a curated record
AAAAAAAUGCAGUAACAGCAGUUUGUCCACCCUCAUUCAUUCACAAAUCACAAAAACUAGCCCAACAAAGCAACAACUUUCACGACCUAAGUCUUUCUCACUUCUUUUGGUGUUGUCCAACCAACAGUGAGAACCCCUCUCUCUCUUUUUCUCUCAGUCUCUCCGAAUUACCCAUAUUCUGAUUCGGUUUUUACUCUCUUUCUCUCUCACGCUCUCUUUGAUGUCAAACUGUACUGUUGAAUCCUCCCAAGUUGAAACCAGUGAUGGAGUUAAGCUCCACACAAGGUUGUUCAAACCAAGAGAAGAGAUCAAGGACAACAAUCUUGUGAUCGUCCUGGUCCAUCCAUUCUCAAUCUUGGGUGGUUGUCAGGGCCUUUUGAGAGGAAUAGCCGGUGGGUUGGCUGACAAAGGUUAUAAAGCUGUUACCUUUGACAUGAGAGGCGCUGGGAGAUCAACAGGAAGGCCUUCUCUUACUGGAUUUGCUGAAAUCAAGGAUGUGAUUGCUGUUUGCAAAUGGGUCUCUCAGAAUCUCUCUGCCGACAGAAUUUUGUUAGUGGGAUCUUCUGCAGGUGCUCCAAUUGCUGGCUCCGCAUCUGAUCAAAUUGAACAGGUUGUAGGCUAUGUAAGCCUGGGUUACCCUUUUGGUAUGAUUGCCUCGAUCCUUUUUGGUAGACACCACAAAGCCAUUCUAGAAUCCCCAAAACCAAAACUUUUUGUAAUGGGAACUCGAGAUGGGUUCACCAGUGUGAAGCAGUUGAAGAAUAAGUUGAGUUCUGCAGCAGGACGUGUUGAAACACACCUUAUUGAAGGAGUUGGCCAUUUCCAAAUGGAAGGCCCUGCUUAUGACGCUCAGAUGGUGAAUCUCAUCCUCCAAUUUAUUGCAUCAUUGUAGGAUAAUCUCAGACCAUUUCGCGUUGUUUGUGUUUGGGUAGAGUAGAAUACCUUCGAAAUUGUAUGUUAACCUUGUGCUUUGCUUGUAAAUGCUUGCUUAUUAUUGUGUAAUCUGCAGGAAGUUACAGUUUGCA